AUGACUGAAAUGUGUAAAGUUGAUAAGGCUUUAAUGGAAACCAAAUUAACGUUAGCCCGAUUGAAUCCUACAGAUUUCGUUUCCAGCAUCACGAAGAGAUCCGGAUAUACUGCUGUAGUAACCGGAGAGGUUCUGCAUAUUCUUGAAUGCAAACCUGUGAAUGUGAUACCACGUUCAGACGAAUUGUGUUAUCAGGAAAUUCCUGUGACAUACAACAAUAAGUCAAUGUACAUUGCUCCAGUUACGAAAGUAUUGCAAUUACGUGGAACGCAAAUAGAUUGUACUCCACUUAUGCCUGCUAAAUUUCAAAUAGGUGGUCGAUGGUUUACCGCUAAUGGAAGGCUACGAGAAACAACACCUCCAUUGAAGCUUACCACUGAUUUGCCAGCUCAAUCACACUGCUCAAUCAUGAAUCCAGUUCGCUCUCUAUUGAAGGUAACAGCGCUCGGAGCAGCAACCUUUAGCAUCACCUGCCUGUACAAGGGAAAUGAAAGGUUCUACGAAAACAUUUUCAUGCCGAUCGUUCGGCUCGCUCCGCCGGAAACUGCUCAUCAUCUGGCGGUGUUCGGCCUGAAGCUGGGAUUGAUUCGACCCGGAUAUCAAGAUCCCGGCGUUCUGCGCACCCAGCUGAUGAAUAUGGUUCUGCGCAAUCCGGUCGGUAUCGCUGCCGGUUUUGACAAACACGGCGAAGCGGUCUGUGGACUGCAUCUGCUUGGGUUCGGCUUUGUGGAGGUCGGAUCGGUUACGCCCCAGCCGCAGCCGGGAAACCCGGGACCGCGAGUGUUUCGGUUGAAUGAGGAUAAGGCGAUUGUCAAUAGAUACGGAUUUAAUAGUGAGGGCCACAAAGUGGUUUACGAGCGGCUGAAAGAAGCUCGUCAAAAGUGUGGCGAAGAUGUUGUGUUAGGAAUAAAUUUAGGAAAAAAUAAGCUUUCUAAGGAUGCGAUCCGCGAUUACGUGAAAGGAGUGAAACGAUUUAGUGGCUUAGCUGAUUAUCUCGUUAUCAAUAUAAGUAGCCCGAAUACGCCCGGUUUGAGGACUAUGCAAAACAAAAGUACGCUUUUCGUAUUGUUGAGUGAAGUCCUGAAGGUACGGAGUUCCCUGCCGCUGGCAGAACAAAGACCUAUUAUGGUGAAACUGGCACCGGACUUGUCCGAUGAAGACAUCCAGGAGAUAGUCACAGUUGUAUGCAGCAAAGCAUGUGCCGUCGACGGACUAAUCGUAUCGAAUACAACCAUCGAAAGGCCAUCUAGUCUGAAGAGCAUCAAUGCCGGCCAGCUGGGCGGCUUGAGUGGGCAGCCAUUGUUCCAAAGAUCUACCCAACUGGUGGCCAAGGUGUACAAAUGGACCGAGGGAAAGAUUCCCAUCAUCGGCGUUGGAGGGAUUUUCAGCGGUCGCGAUGCGUACAAUAAAAUUCUGGCCGGUGCCAGCGCGGUUCAACUAUAUACGGCGUUUAUUUACCAUGGACCACCGAUUGUGAUACGAGUCAAACAGGAGCUUGAGGAGCUACUGAAAGCGGACGGGUACGACAGCGUGCAGCAAGCCGUCGGCAAGGGCGUAGAUCAGAUCUUACAAAGUUGA
This is a messenger RNA of Sabethes cyaneus, 1578 nucleotides long. RefSeq names its product dihydroorotate dehydrogenase (quinone), mitochondrial-like. Gene Ontology annotation, cellular component: cytoplasm; mitochondrial inner membrane. The coding region runs from base 1 to 1578 and encodes 525 amino acids. Lineage: Eukaryota; Metazoa; Arthropoda; Insecta; Diptera; Culicidae. Gene Ontology annotation, molecular function: dihydroorotate dehydrogenase activity. The transcript has 3 exons. The record is from RefSeq and is a predicted model, not a curated record. Gene Ontology annotation, biological process: 'de novo' pyrimidine nucleobase biosynthetic process; pyrimidine ribonucleotide biosynthetic process.